AUGGAUCAAAUUAAGCACAAGUUCAUCCAAGCUGGCGAGCUGAGGCUACACGUAGCAGAGAUUGGGGAAGAAUCAUCGCCGGUGGUGCUUUUCCUUCAUGGAUUUCCCGAGAUAUGGUACACAUGGCGCUACCAAAUGGUGGCUGUUGCAAAUGCCGGUUUCAGAGCCAUUGCACCGGAUUACAGAGGUUUUGGACUAUCUGAUGUCCCUGCAGAACCUGAGAAGACGACAUUUGCUGCUUUGAUCGAAGAUAUUACCACCAUUCUGUGUUCUCUCGCCAUAUCUAAGGUGUUCGUCAUUGGUAAAGAUUUUGGAUCAAUGGUUGGCUACAUAUUUGCGGUUUUCUUCCCAAAGAAACUGGCAGGAAUCAUAACACUUGGUAUUCCAUAUAUGCCCCCUCAAGUUUUGCAGCAACUUCAAACCCUCCCUGAAGGGUUCUACAUGCGAAGAUGGCAGGAACCUGGAAGAGCUGAAGCUGACUUCGGCCGGUAUGAUGCUAAAACUGUGGUGAGAAAAAUCUAUAUUUUGUUCUCUAGAAGUGAGGUACCCAUAGCCAGUGAAAACCAGGAAAUAUUGGAUUUAGUGGAACCGUGGGCUCCUUUACCCUGUUGGUUCACAGAGAAAGAUCUUGAGAUCUAUGGUGCUUUGUAUGCGAAGUCUGGAUUCCAAACUGCGCUCCAAGUUCCUUAUAGGUCAUUACAAGAGAGAGUUGAACCUCCAAACCAAGACCCGAAUAAUCUAAGAAUUGAAGCUCCGGCAUUGUUCAUCACAGGAACAGAAGAUUUCUUUUUCAACAUUCCUGGAAUACAAGAAUACUUGAAGAAUGGGGUCAAGAAUUAUGUGCCGAACCUAGAAAUCAUAUACUUGCCCAAAGGUUCUCAUUUUGUUCCUGAACAAUUCCCGCACAAAGUGAAUCAACUCCUAAUCAAUUUUCUCAACUGCAACAAAUAUUAG
This is a messenger RNA of Cynara cardunculus var. scolymus (artichoke), 954 nucleotides long. Its product is annotated as AB hydrolase superfamily protein YfhM-like. Lineage: Eukaryota; Viridiplantae; Streptophyta; Magnoliopsida; Asterales; Asteraceae. The transcript is spliced from 4 exons. Gene Ontology annotation, molecular function: hydrolase activity. The coding region runs from base 1 to 954 and encodes 317 amino acids. The record is from RefSeq and is a predicted model, not a curated record.